Choloepus didactylus (southern two-toed sloth) is the source of this 1114-nucleotide messenger RNA. Its product is annotated as translation initiation factor IF-2-like. The transcript is spliced from 2 exons. The record is from RefSeq and is a predicted model, not a curated record. Lineage: Eukaryota; Metazoa; Chordata; Mammalia; Pilosa; Megalonychidae. The coding region runs from base 127 to 714 and encodes 195 amino acids.
CCCCCCGGGCCGCCUUGCCCGCUGCAUCCGCUGCUCGCCCGCCUGGAUCCAGUCGGGUAGAUUCCGCAAUCCAGCCGGAACUUUUUCUCCCAGUCGCGUGAGGCGUCCUCUCGGUAGGUGGCGCGUAUGGACGCGCCCCGAGACUUGAUCCUGCACCCAAAGAUCUCCCCCGAGAGGCGGCGCCCGGGCGUGCAGGUCAGAGGCGGCCCGGCCCACGCGCGCACAGCUGCAGGCGAGAGGCGGCGGCGUCCGCGGCCCCCUCCCCGCCUUCCCGGCGAGUCCGCCCCUGCGGCCGGGUCCGCGGCUCCCCGAGAACCGAUCCUGUGUGCGGGCGGCUCCAGCCGGCGCCCCCUCGCGGGCGGCAGACACGCUGCCCCGCAGCCCCGCAGCCCCGCCGCGGGUCCGAGACGUGGGGGCGCCCUGCGCGCGGGCGGAGGCGGCGGAGUUGAGACCCUCUCUCCCCACCCCCGGGGGGGGGCUGCGGGCCGCGCCGCCGUGCGUGGGGGGUGGAUGUCCUCCCCUGGCCAGGCAGGUGUAGACACCGGGUGCGCUGAAGACCGGCCUCCGGGCUUCUUCUUCGCCGCCUGCUCCACGGCUCUCCGGGGUUGGCCCCUGGGAAGCUGGGGGGUGCUCGCUCCAGUCACCUCUGCUGUCUACGUAGCCCCGGAGCCUCGGAAGAAGGACCCUGCAGGAGGGGGUGGGCAGCUUCCCUAGGGGAAGGGAGACGCAGGCCAGCUGAGUGGGGCCUGGACUCAGAGCCGGAACCAGACCGUGUCCUGGGUGCAACGGAGAAGGAUGUGGAACAAGCAGUCUGGGCUUCCGAGGAAAAAGGAAGCCUUCUUCGGAGCUUUCCCUCUCACCGGGCAGAUCCUUAGCAGUGCCUUCUGGCUCAAGAUGGUGUUCUAAAACAUGUUUCUAGAAAGCAGAAUUUUUCUGGGUCACAAAUGUGGUGGCCUGCAGACUCUCCAAAUGUUCUUAGUUGCAAACCACUAUCUGUAAAAACUUGAGCUUGUGCCUCCAACAUGUUUAUUCGUGCUUAUUUAGGGAUUAUAUGCAUGCACCAGAAUGCUAAAAUAUUAUGUAUUAUGUACAUUAUGAAAGAGAUACAAGUAAA